Molecule: messenger RNA, 6772 nt
Organism: Sycon ciliatum
Lineage: Eukaryota; Metazoa; Porifera; Calcarea; Leucosolenida; Sycettidae
Product: sushi, von Willebrand factor type A, EGF and pentraxin domain-containing protein 1-like
Exons: 29
Coding region: 123-6119 (1998 amino acids)
Source: RefSeq, a predicted model, not a curated record
GAAGGAGCCUGAAGUGAGAGAGGAGAGUCCUGAAGAAGGUUAUUGAUUUCGACCUGGCGUUUAAUUGCCGAACGAACCCAUUUCGUGGAAAGAAGGAGCGUUCGGGAAGACAACCAGCAGCCAUGAAGGCUGUCCUUUGCUUCCUUCUGCUAAGUGCGGUCUUACACUGGACGGCACGGGGUCAGGAUAUUUUGGAAGCAUGUGACAAUUUGAUUGGAUCAGGGGACCGCGUUCCGGAAGACAAGGAUAAACUCUGCCCAUGCGUGCUGGAACCCCUCUUCGAGAAUGGCAACCGUGUGAAUGGCGACGUGACCACUGGUGUCGUGCAGAUGAACGGCAUCGUCCGCUAUGAGUGUUUUGUAGGUUACAGCCUCACGCGCAACGGACAGACCCUUCAGGCGCCAUUCGAACGCAAGUGCUUGCGCAUCGCCGGUCGGCAACAAUUUGAGUUCGACCGGGAACCACCGACGUGUGAACCAAUCUCGUGCCCAGAGCCCGCCGUGCCAGAAAAUGGACAGCGGAUCGGAAAUCGCUUUCUGUUUGAAGACGUGGUAGAGUUCAGAUGCGAUGAUGGGUUUGCGCUGACGGGUAGCAGGCGCAGAACAUGCCGCGAGGACGAGAGAUUUAGUGGCGUUCCCGUCACUUGCACACCUCAGAACUGCGAAGAUCCGGGCAAUGUGCGGUUUGCGAGCCGUCGCCUGGAGGGACUGCGCGUAGAUAACACCGUCAUGUACACGUGUGAUACGGGCUACAUGAUUAACGGAGAGCCUACCCUCACAUGUCUCAACACCCAGCAAUGGUCACAUCCACGACCAAGCUGUGAACCUCUUUCAUGCUGUCGCUUGGAAGCGCCAAUGCAUGGCAGGAAGAUUGGUGACCAGGUGACGCUGGGCAGUGUUGCCCAGUUUGAGUGCAACGCUGGAUUCCAGUUGAGCGGCAGUGAGCAGCGCACAUGCCAGACCGAUGGUACUUGGUCUGGAGAUCCAGCGCAGUGUGUGCCAAUCAUGUGCCCUAUUCCACGGCCGAUAGCUAAUGGUGGGUACACCGGCGAUGGUUUCGCUGUCGGAAACGAGCUAGAUUUCUACUGUAAUGCCGGCCACCGACUUGCUGGUGCUGAGCAACUGAUUUGCCUGCCCGACGGAACCUGGAAUAUGCCACUGCCAUCUUGCAUGGUGGUUGACUGUGGCAAUCCCGGUCGCCCAGAGAACGGCGCACGACAAGGGGAUGCUUUCACGUACACCAACCACGUUACGUAUUCGUGCAACGAUGGAUACCGUCUCCUUGGAUCGACCGUGCGUCAUUGCUUGGCUGAUGGGACGUGGUCGGGCGAGCCAGCCUCUUGCAACUUGGGGAGCUGUGGUGACCCCGGCACACCACGGUUUGGUAGUCGCAAGAUGAGCGGCACAACUGUCGGUGAUACUGUCGACUGGGAGUGUGACCGAGGGUACAAGAUCGUUGGAGAGCCCGCUGCUGAGUGUCAAAUGAACGGACGCUGGACACGGCCCACUCCUACCUGUGAACGGAUCAGGUGCACGGAUCCUGGAAUGCCAGCAAACGGAGCAAGGAUCGGAGAUGAUUUCAAUGCCGGUUCUAUGGUCAGCUUCACUUGCGACCGUGGGUACAUGUUGCAAGGAUCUCCCACCAUAGAUUGUUUGAUGACUGGACGGUGGAGUGAUCCAGUUCCAGUAUGUGUCGUUAUGGUGUGUGGCGAUCCUGGCAGACCAGAGAACGGCUUCCGCAACAUGGACGGCAACGUACUGAACUCGGUGACUCGCUUUGAGUGCAACCCCGGCUACACACUCAACGGACCGCCGGAGCGACGGUGUUUGCCUCCCACGCCGGGAGCGUCUGUGCUGCAAUGGGAUCAGAGAGUGCCUGAAUGUGUCCCUGUACAGUGUCCCAACCCUGGUAUGCCUGCCAACGGUGCAAGGCAAGGCAACAACUUCCUCUUCAUGGGAGUUGUCAGCUUCACGUGCGAUACUGGUUACAUGCUGCGUGGGGCUCCCUCGCUGCUUUGUCUCGCCAGCGGCGAUUGGUCACAGCCACGACCAACAUGUGACCCUGUUAGAUGUCCAACACCGAGCGCCAUCAGCAAUGGUAAAGCUCUCUUCACCACCACUAUGUACAGGGACUCGGUCAUGUAUGAAUGCGACGUUGGAUACGUACUGGACGGACAGCCCAGAGCUACCUGCCAGUCCGACGGACAAUGGAGCCAGCCACCGCCUGUCUGUGUCCGUGGUGUAUGUGGUGAUCCUGGAACACCUGAAAAUGGCCAUCGUACUUUGCCCAGUCUGUCGGUGGGAGAGAGAGUCCAGUACUUCUGCAACCCCGGCUUCUCGCUCAACGGACCUCAGCAACGUGUCUGUCUAGUUGAUGGAACGUGGGAUGCCCGUCUGCCCACUUGCGAGUUGAUCAGCUGCAGCGACCCAGGUCAGCCCGCCAAUGGACGCCGCAUCGGCAAUGACUUCUCUUUCGCUGGUGCCGUCUCAUUUGUAUGCGAUACUGGCUACAGGCUGAAUGGCCGAGAUCUCAUCACUUGUCAGGCAAACGGCCAAUGGAACAACCCAAUACCGGUGUGCGAAGUGAUUGACUGUGGCACACCGAGGGAUGUUGCCAACGGCCGCACUCAGUACUCUUCCACCAUUUAUGAAAGCACAGUUAACUACAUCUGCACCGAAGGCUAUGUGAGAGAUGGACCAGACAGUGCUGUGUGUGGCCCUGAUGGACGAUGGUCUGAGAUCCCUCCGGCAUGUCGCAAGAUAUCGUGCGCGGAUCCCGGUGAAACUGCCAACGGUGGCCACACACUGACCGGUCUGGAGUACCAGGAUACGGUCACGUUCACGUGUAACACGGGCUACGUCAUGCAGAACCGGCCAGACGGCAUCGUGACGUGCCAGGCUAAUGGACAGUGGUCUCACCCCUCGCCGACUUGUAUACCGCGCACGUGUCCCGACCCGGGCACACCUCAGUACGGCGAUCGUCAGUUCGCACAAGGAAUUCAGCGUGCGACCGAGGUGCCGUACCUGUACCGCGACACGGUAGUGUGGAUCUGCGACGCCGGCCACGCGCCGGUGGGUCCCACCAACGCUAGAUGCCAGGCUGACGGAACGUGGACCAAUGAGGCACCCACGUGUCAACCUGUCGACUGCGCGGAUCCCGGAACUCCAGUGAAUGGUGCUAGGAAUCUUGAGGGACUCAUCCUAGGCAGCGAAGUUAGCUAUACGUGCAACGAAGGAUACACGCUUGUCGGUCAGCAGAUAGCGGUUUGCUUGCCAAGCCAGACUUGGUCAUCUCCACUGCCAACCUGCGAACCUGUUGAGUGUCCCAGGGUGCCGUCACCGCGCAAUGGCGGUAUGAACAUGACGAAUAACUUCUUCCUGGGAGAGGCCCAGUUUGGCUGCGACCCCGGCUUUGAGCUGGCCGGCUCACAGAAACUCACCUGUAUGUCAUCGGGAGAGUGGUCCGAUGCUCUUCCAGUCUGUGAAGAAAUGUUCUGCACGGACCCUGGACCAAUUGCCAAUGGUCAGCAGAUUUCAACUGAUUUCAGCGUUGGUGGUCAAGUGGAAUAUCAGUGUAACCUUGGAUUCACCAUGAACGGACCACCGGUGCUCACUUGCAAGAUCGGAACACCGAUUCCGGAGUGGGAUCUACCCAAGCCAUCGUGUGAACCAGAUUGUUUGCUCACUGAUUGGAGUGGCUGGGGAGAAUGUUCAGCCACUUGUGGUGAUGGUACCCAGAUGCGCAGCCGCAAUGUGCUACAAACUGCAGCUGGUGUGGGCACGCCAUGCGGCUCUACCAACGAGAAUAGACCUUGCAACCUGAAAUCGUGUGUGGUCUGUGACGGGCAGUACGAGGAGGAAGCCUUCCUUAGCCGUGUUGGACAGCUUGCUCUGACUCCGGUCACAGAUGUACUGAUUGUGGUCGACGAAUCGCGCAGUAUGGAGCGCGAGCACGCCUGGCUUCCAGACAUGGUCCGAUCGCUUGAAAGCGCCCUGAACAAUCUCGGCAUUGGACGCGGUACAGGUGCGCCACGUGAACAGAGAAAUCUCUACUCUCUGGUCGGAUAUGGAAAGUCUCCGGAUGCCACUGCUCAUUUCUUCCGCUCCUCCUGCAGCAAUCCAAAUGAGCUGCUCUUCCCGGUUGAGUGCUACGGAUCAGCCAAUCAAGAUCUUGAAGCAGAUCCUCAGGGUCGUGUUGAGGACGGUUAUGAGGCCAUGAUGUUUGCUAUGGACAAUAUCCCAUGGCGCCAAGGUCCCGGCAUUGCUCACAAUAUGAUCUUCAUCAGUGACGAGGAUCGUGAUCGCGUUGCACCCGUUACCCGACAGCAAGUCAAGGACCGCCUAGCCAACGACAACUUUAUUCUCAACGCUGUCAUUGACAACCAGUUCUUCGAUCCCGCAGGCGGCAAUCUUCUUGGAGUUGCUAACACAGGUGCUGGAUUCCGAAGCCUGGCCAAUGGUGCAUUUGCACGUGUUUCCAAUCCAACUAUCGGCGCUGGGUAUGCAGGAACCAAGGUUGACUACACGGACUUGGCCCUGGAACUGAAUGGUGCAAGCUGGGACAUCAACAUCCUGAGAAGCGGUGCCCAGUCAGCGUCCUUCACCAACGCCUUCACCGAAGUGAAGACGACGGAAAUCCAACGGCAGACCGACGAGUGCUACGAUUGUGUGUGCAGAGCGAACGCAACUGCACCUGGCGGUGGAUCGUUCGACUGCAUCAAGGCCAGACCUGAUCAAGACGCGACGUGUCGCUGCAAAGAGAGAGAAGGACGGUAUAAUGCUGCGACGGACGAAUGCGUCGGAGCAAAGGAUCCUGUAGACUGUGUAGUUGGACCAUGGGAACAGUUUUCCGCUUGCUCAGCAACAUGUGGCAAUGGAUUCUCCAGGCGCAAGAGAAGCAUUACGACUCCAGCGCAGGCCGGCGGAGAGUCCUGUCCUUUGCUGGAAGAGAGAAGACUAUGCAGUGGGCCGCGUUGCCCAGGAUCUGGCUGCGAGGAUCCCGGUGCGCCAGCAAAUGGAGGUGCCAACUUGCUAUUCAGUCAGAGUUUCCCAGUGCAGCCGGGUGCAACACUCAAUUUCUUCUGCAACGCCGGCCAUCGUCUGGUUGGAAGCACAUUCGCCGAUUGCCAGCUGAACCUGGCGUGGUCCAAUCCUCUACCUACCUGUCAAGCUCUCUGCCAACCGAACACACAGUCAUACCGGUUAAGAGGUGGGGAGAGAGGAAUUGCUGCUGAUUUCAUCAUGGUUGUUGACCAGUCAAGGAGCAUGGGUAACGAAAUUGACUGGCUCAAGGAGAUCAUCCCCGACCUCGACGCAGAGCUCAAACGUUUGAACAUCGGCACAACUGCUGGCUGUCCGAAUAGGUACGGAGUUGUUGGCUUCGGACGCGGUGCACCUCGGGAGACUGGAUCCCUUUUCCGCUCUGCUUCCGGUCAAUCCCUCUUCCCCAUUGAAGACUAUGCAGGUGCGGUGGCCAGCCUGGCUGAGGACACAGUGGGGCGUGUUGAAGACGGUUACGAGGCAAUGAACUACGCCAUUGACAAUAUCCAGCUGCGCACGUCAUCUGCAAAUUGUGGUAUAGCACGCAACAUGCUGCUUCUGACUGAUGAAGAUCGUGAUGUAGGUCGUCUUGGCGGUGGAAUGAACGUCAACAACAUGAGAAGCAGACUCAGUCAAAACCAGAUAAAGCUGAAUGUCAUCGUAGACAACUCCUUCACAAUCGAGGGUAUCCGUGGUAUCGGCAGAACCAGUGCUGUGGGCUUCCGUCCUCCAACUGAUCCUCAAUCUUGCUACCGAUCGUCGGGUUCCGUUACGUCGGGCAGUGGCUAUGGCAACACCAAGGCAACGUACACUGACCUAGCAUUGGGUCUAGGCGGUGGAGCCUGGGAUAUCUUGCAGCUGCGUCAAGCUGGCCUCCGUGAAUCCAUGACCUGCGCAAUCAUCGAUGUCAAGGUCGACGAGAUCUCCUCACAAUUCCAGACCUGUGAGAUCUGCACCUGCUCUGCAUCCAAUGCAGAACUGUGUCGACCAGCUGCCACUGCCCAGCAACGCGAGGAAUGUUCGUGUGGAUAUAGUGGUGGCGAGUGGCGAAACAAUGCCUGUAUUACAACGCGUAAGUGAUUCACAGGAGCAGAGUAACAGCUAGGAUGCACUGUACGGCAUAGGUCUAGUUGAGUAUGAGCACGCCCUUUGCACUGCUCUCGCUCUCUCUCUCUCCUUCCCUUACGUUAGCACCAGAGCGUUAGCGUUGACACUGGGACGCUCUUCUAGAGCUAGUUUACCCAUGCUUCUUUAAUCAUUAGCACCAGGCCUGACCCGGUCACGCCAUGUAUUGACUGACUCAAAAUCUAGAAUUAUCAUUACUUCACUCACCUGCAAGGUCACUUUAACCAAUCGAUCCCUCCCGAAUGCUGCCACUGCACAUUGCAUCAUUGUCGUGAUCUGCUUUCCACUCCAAACUCUGACCUCCAUGUGAAAGAACCCCAUUAUGGUAACACAUUUUAUUCCUCUGUGAUUUCUGAAAAACAACUUCGAGCAACAUUAGGAUUACUUUCUGAAGUGCUUGGCCUUUCAUCUGAGCAAGGCAUGGAAACUAAUUAGUUCCUUCUUCUUUUUUCAAUUUGUCUUACAACCUCCGAUGGACAUCUAACAUUUCCUUUUAUAUAAUUUUCUGCUGAUAGCACACCAGCGAUAUGUGAUUGUGUAUUUCUAAUUUCUCGGAGUCUUUCGUUCCAAGAGUAAAUCUUCUUAGACUGUUGCAGUCCCAACCGAAA